This is a messenger RNA of Thamnophis elegans (Western terrestrial garter snake), 1996 nucleotides long. It is a transcript of the gene ARF4, whose product is annotated as ADP ribosylation factor 4. The coding region runs from base 327 to 869 and encodes 180 amino acids. The record is from RefSeq and is a predicted model, not a curated record. Gene Ontology annotation, cellular component: cytoplasm; plasma membrane. Gene Ontology annotation, molecular function: GTPase activity; GTP binding. Lineage: Eukaryota; Metazoa; Chordata; Lepidosauria; Squamata; Natricidae. The transcript has 6 exons. Gene Ontology annotation, biological process: intracellular protein transport; vesicle-mediated transport.
CGGUGAGGAUGUGGCGGGCGUGACGCGUUUCUGUCCGCGUUGGAGCCGGGGCGGUCGUGACGUGGCAGAGAGCGAGCGAAGAAGAGGCGAGCCAGGCUCCCCCGGACGCAGACAGAGCAGCCUCGGUGAGCGGAACGCCGCGAGCUCCUUCCAGCGCCCUCGCCGUAGCUCAUCGCCACCCGGAGAGGAAAGCAGCGGAGGAAAAAGAAAGCGAGCAGGAGGGACCGACGUUCGGGUCGCUUGCUGCUGCCUUCCCCCACCCCUUCGACGCGGCUAGCGCCAUCCCGCUCGCUCCUUGCGCCGCAGCGCCCCAGCCGGGAGCCGCCAUGGGCCUCACCAUCUCCUCGCUCUUCUCGCGCCUCUUCGGCAAGAAACAGAUGCGCAUCCUCAUGGUUGGCUUGGAUGCAGCUGGAAAAACCACCAUUCUCUAUAAACUCAAAUUAGGAGAGAUUGUCACUACAAUUCCAACAAUUGGCUUUAAUGUGGAAACAGUAGAAUAUAAAAAUAUUUGUUUCACUGUUUGGGACGUUGGUGGUCAAGAUAAAAUUAGACCACUCUGGAGGCAUUAUUUUCAGAACACACAGGGUCUCAUUUUUGUGGUAGAUAGCAAUGACAGAGAGAGAAUUCAAGAAGCAGCAGAAGAAUUGCAGAAAAUGCUUCAAGAAGAUGAGUUGAGAGAUGCGGUGCUGCUUAUUUUUGCAAACAAACAAGACUUGCCAAAUGCCAUGGCAAUCAGUGAAAUGACAGAUAAACUAGGCCUUCAGUCCCUGCGUAAUAGAACUUGGUAUGUUCAGGCUACCUGUGCUACACAAGGUACUGGUCUAUACGAGGGACUUGAUUGGCUGUCAAAUGAGCUAUCAAAGCGUUAACUGCAACUGGAUGACUUUCGCACCAAGGACACGUUUGAUAUAAGUGGUCUAGGCUUGUUACAUCAAAAUUAGCUGCAUCUUGGUUUAUUAUACAGUAUCUGGAACUGAUUUGGGCAGGAUAUUACAGCAUUUUUACUUAUUUUGUUGCCAAUUAUUGUUCUCCAAGCUAUGUUGCCAAGGUAACACUAGACUUGGGUUAAAGAGAAACUCCUUAAUUUGGAAAAAAAGUGUAUCUUCUGAUUUUUCUUUUUGUUGUUAGCCUAAAUGCCUGAAUAUAGUUGUGACUUUGAAAUCUAUUGAAUGCUUAUUGAGCCCCAAUUCAAUUAAGUAUAUUUAAGACCCCUCUUAUCUCCUAAGUUACCAAUCCUUGUUUCAUUCCAUAAGACAGUCUGCUGACUUAAUCUAGCAUUCCAUUUAUAUUUAUUUCUCUCCCUUAUAAAAACACUUCCUAAUGUUGCCAAGAAUCCUCUAAAACACUAUUCAAAUCUUCUGCACUGAGGAACAUUUUAUUAACCCCCACCUUUUCAAUUGACCCACUUUUGCCUUUGUGUGAACUCAGCCUGAUAAUACUUACUGUGCUGGUUGCAACAAGCUCAUUGGAGUUUUUAAAUAUUCAGCAGAUUGUCUUUUUUUUUUCUUUUUGCAUGUUGCUUUCAGUAUCAGCCUGUUUUGCCCAGUGUAUAAUAGUUCUGCUAAAGUUUUACUGUUUAUUGGUGAACAUAUCUUCAUGAAGAGAUUUUGAAAAUUCUUCAGACUUGAUGGAUUAAUUUCUUUAUAACCUAUUCAGAAUUAUUCCUAAUUAAAAUGAUAAAAAUGUAUAGCUUUGUUGUAUGCUCCUUGAAUCUUACGUUUGUGGAACUGAUAAUGAAUGUGUGACGGAUUCUUUUUCAAUAAACGGAGUUUUUUCUGUACCUUGAACACAAACAGAUCUGAAUAGAUUUUGAAUUGUUUUCAAUUUGGCAAAAAAUUAAGAUGGGCAGUUAAAAGUUGUGUACAACAUAACUGAUUAAUUAUCAAAGCUAAAUCUUGUAAAAGUGUUUUGAAGCUGUAAAUUAAAUCCUUUUAAGAUGUCCAGAUAUGAGAGUACUUAGAGUUCAGAAUGUAAUAAAGUUCAAACUGCCCAAAGA